AUGAGAGAGAACACCUUCUGCAGCGGGGACCAUGUGUCCUGGCACAGCCCUUUGGAUAACAGUGAGUCAAGAAUUCAGCAUAUGCUGCUGACAGAGGACCCGCAGAUGCAACCUGUGCAGACACCCUUUGGGGUAGUUACCUUUCUCCAGAUUGUUGGCGUCUGCACUGAGGAACUCCACGCAGCCCAGCAGUGGAACGGGCAGGGCAUCCUAGAGCUGCUGCGAACAGUACCUGUCGCUGGCGGCCCCUGGCUGAUAACUGACAUGCGGAGGGGAGAGACCAUAUUUGAGAUCGAUCCACACCUGCAAGAGAGAGUUGACAAAGGCAUCGAGACAGACGGCUCCAACCUGAGUGGUGUCAGCGCCAAGUGUGCCUGGGAUGACCUGAGCCGGCCUCCUGAGGACGAUGAGGACAGCCGGAGUAUCUGUAUUGGCACUCAGCCACGGAGGCUGUCAGGCAAAGACACGGAGCAGAUCCGGGAGACCCUGAGGAGAGGACUUGAGAUCAACAGCAAGCCUGUCCUUCCACCAAUCAAUCCUCAGAGGCAGAACGGCUUCACCCACGACCGGGCCCCGAGCCGCAAAGACAGUCUGGAAAGCGACAGUUCCACAGCCAUUAUUCCCCAUGAGCUGAUCCGCACGAGGCAGCUCGAGAGUGUACAUCUGAAAUUCAACCAGGAGUCAGGAGCCCUCAUUCCUCUCUGCCUAAGGGGCAGGCUCCUGCAUGGACGGCACUUUACAUAUAAAAGUAUCACAGGUGACAUGGCCAUCACAUUCGUCUCCACGGGAGUGGAAGGUGCCUUUGCCACCGAGGAGCACCCUUACGCAGCGCAUGGACCCUGGUUACAAAUUCUGUUGACUGAAGAGUUUGUAGAGAAAAUGUUGGAGGACUUAGAAGACUUGACUUCUCCUGAGGAAUUCAAACUUCCCAAAGAGUACAGCUGGCCUGAAAAGAAGCUGAAAGUCUCCAUCCUACCUGAUGUGGUGUUUGACAGUCCACUGCACUAGCCUGGGCUGGGCCCUGCAGGGGCCAAGGGAGAGCCCAGCUGCUCCCCGAUGACUUCCGGUGUAACAACGCGUUAAAGAGAUUCCCACAAAUAAAAGGACAAGUGUGAGGAUGACCACACAGCCACCACACCUGCAGCCCAGUGGGAUGCUGUGUGGAGGCCACAGGUUCCCACCUCACCGGCAGUUCAGCGGCCUCACCCCUCAGCUGACCAAGCCCAUGGGUCCAGGACCAGGUCUCGCUGGACCAUGAGUGGACAAAUGCAAACCUUCCCCUCCUGCUGCCACCACAGGUUCUGGUUUGAGAUUUGACUCUGGACCUUUGAUGUGCCCCUAGGUGGAGACAGGCCUCAUUCCUACCUAACUCAUCGCCAGGCAGCCCCUCAGGAGGGAGGUGGAGUGGCCAUGUGGGCGCACUGCCAGCUCAACUCUGGGAAGCCUUUCCCAGUAGUCAAGCUUCCCUGACCACAGAAUAAUUCUUCCAAUCAUGUUUGAUUUUCUUCCUCCUUAUUUUAUUUUGUAGAAACUGGAUGGUAUUUUAUUGUCUUCAAAAAUGUCCAGAAGUCAUGUAUAUAAUGUUUUUUAAAAAGAACUUUAUCCCCAGAUGAACUUUCUCAUUCUCUCAGACAGGGGCCUGGGGCCAUCUCCCCCUGAACUGCUGCCAGAGAAGGUGCCAGUGUUCACCUGCCAGCCCAGGGCCCUGAGGAGCCAACUUCAGAGAGGCUUUUCUUCUCAGCUUGGGCUAGUGGAGCCUAGGGCAGGGUGAGAGCUGAGACACUCCAUCAGGCAGCCUUGAGCCCAGUUUAGCUGGAGCCAGGAAGGGGUGCCACUGGUCCCAGGGGCACUGGCCUUGACAAAGCUCAAUGACCAUCAGGGUCUCAGAGACUUGGUGGCCCCAGCCUCAUCUUUCAGGCCUUUUCUACCCAACCAGGCUUGACUGAGAGAGCGAGCGAGGCCCAGCACCUCAACAGACCAUCCCAACCUGCCACUUGGGGCCUGGGUCUCCAGCUCUUUGACCACUCCUGUCCCAUUUCCUUAUUCCUUGAGCCUCCCAGCCUCCAGGCUGCAAGACUCUGGCUUAUUAAAAAUGGAAAAAUCAAUUUA
Messenger RNA from Manis javanica (Malayan pangolin), 2109 nucleotides. The record is from RefSeq and is a predicted model, not a curated record. NCBI's taxonomy places the organism in Eukaryota, Metazoa, Chordata, Mammalia, Pholidota, Manidae.